AUGUCACAUCGAAAAUUGGACCAGCACCAACGUCUCAGUCAUCGCGAAAAUAUCCAAGAAACUAGUAGUCAAGAAACUGGUAAUAACGAACGACGUCGUCAUUCCCGUUUACAUCCAACCAUUGUCAUUGAUCAUUUGCGUACAAAAUUAAUGCAACCAAAACAAAAGUCUGUGUCAGACAUCGAAACAACGAGUGAAUGGCCAAAGUCACAAAAGCGUUUUUCAACUCAAGUUGAUGUACGAUCCUCAUUUAACACAGAUGUCAUCUCAACUUCAAGCACAAUACCUGAUAUUCCAUCAGCCGUUGAAGAAGAAACUCAGUCACAGUUGAACACACCUGUGCCAAAGUCAAAUUUUGGCCAGUCGCCAUUUCAACCAACUGUGAAUGUUGUUGUACCAGCUGUUGAAGAACCAUCAUCUCGUGAAUUAACAAAACUAAGUAAAGGAGAGCGUGACUCAAAGAAAUCACGUCGUGAUAAAUCGUGGUCAUUGACUGAUGAAGCCGAGUUACACGAACAAGAACAGCAUAAACAAAAAGUUAAAUUAUCAGUCAAGUCAUUGCCGCCGACUCGGACAACAAAUUCUCAAAUAAUGGAUAUAAAUCCUCAUACAACUAAUGGACAGAAUCAUCAUCAAAAAGAUGCCACCAAAAGACGACGGCGACAAACAUCACGAAGAACAGGUUUUCAAAUACGUGAUGAAGAUUUUAAGAUUAUAUUUGGCAAGGAUCUGGCGGAAAAUGAACAGCUGAUUAUAGCUUUUCCAUGUGCAUGGAAAAAAGAUAACUCUGUUCAUUUUAUACACGGGCGUAUGUUUCUAUCACAAAAUUAUUUAUCAUUUUAUACGUGUUUUUUUAAAUGGGAAGAAAGUCUCUGCCUUAAUUUUCGCGAUAUCAUCUCUGUGACAAAAAAAAAAGCAACACGACAUUUGCUUCCAAAUGCAAUUGAAAUACGUAUCCAGAAUUAUGAACGACGUUAUCCCCUGAAUUAUCAUGAAUUAUAUCAACUAAUUCAUGCAUCAUCAUCAUUUGAAUAUACGGAUCAAGAACAAGAACGGAAUAGUUGUUCAACGGAUAAUGAGGCAGAUGAGGAUGUCUUUCAAAAUGGAAAUGAAACAACAACUCACGAUGAACAUCAAGAAAAUAAUUAUGAUACAGUUAUUAAUGAGGUUAUUGAUUUUGAAAUACCGCAUGUUUGUUAUGUUGUUAAUACUGAAGUUUAUAAUGAAGGUAUGCGUUAUACAGAUACCUUUUAUGUGGCAAAUAAAUUUUGUUUAACACAAUUAAAUGCUGAUGAUCCAUUUGUUAAGUCACAACUGAAAGUUAGCACUGAAAUACGUUAUGUUAAAAAUGUUAAUUCAUUUAUCAAAUUCCGACGUCUGGAUGCUGAAGUGAUUAAAAUGGAUGCGAAUAGGACGGCACCGCCAAAUGAUGAUCAUGGAAAAAGCAGACGAAAAGUAGUGAAGAAGAAAACAGCAGUACAACAAUGGACAACUAACGAUGCAAUAGACGAAGCUUGUCAAGUGCAGGAAAGAUAUCGGGCUAUUGAAACUGCCACAGCAGUAUCCUACAUAGAUCCGCAGACUACUUCUGAUAGUAGAACCCACCGUCAUCAUCACACUUCAAGAGAACGAUUAUCAGCAGCGGCAACUGAACCACUGUCGAAUAAUUUAACAAAUAGAAAAUUAUUAAAAAUAUUUAUGUUUGUGAAUAAUCCAACUGUUGGACUGGAUACUAAUUUGUUAAGAGUAUUUAUGGAAAAACAAGAAAAAGUAUAUCAUAGAAAAUUAACAUUAGCAUUAAAACAGCAUCUGGUGUGCCAGGAAAGAUGUUAUAAAUGGGUGAUAGAAAAGAUAAAGUCAGACGGUGUCCUCAAUUUGACUAAUUCACCUCUGUUUGACGGUAAUGCGAAUGAUAUGUCAUCAUCUGAUGCAAUGCAACGGUUAGACUGUGUUAUUGAUGAUGAUCCAUGUGUGUAUCAUGUUAUAUAUGUUACUCUUCGUCCGAUCGAGAACAAAGUCAAGGAACUGUGUGAUGCACUACGUGCUUCAUGCCAGCCUGAAGAUGAUGUCAGAAAGGCGUCGAAAGCUCGCAAUAAUAGUGCAUUAAUCAAAUUAUCAUCAUCGAAUAUCCUACCCGAUUAUCCAGUAGAAGACUAUACUGGUAUUGAUCUGGAGAGAAUAAAAAAACAAAUGCCCAUGAAAAAUAAAAGAGAAAAGCCAAAUUUGGCAUUGCGUGCUAGGAGACAAGACGAGCCUGUAGCUUCAGGCAAACAAGUAUCCGAUAUUGCGCCAGAUGGGACUAAUUUUGGUAAUUCAAUAAUGAAUGUGGGACCAACUCAAACCAGAGAAGAUUUAAUAUUCGCACAGUUCCAAGCCGGACAUAUUCCUGACUUUAUGAGAAAUGCUAUUCCUGUCACAGUAACAGCUGGAAUUGAUACACUAACAUACUGGGUUCUUCCAGAUGUACUCUGCAUAGGCACAAAUACAGAUUACUUAAGAACGCCACUUAAUCCAUUAACGGCAAAGAAAGUUGCAGAUCUAUUUAGUUGUGUUCUGCCAACAAAGAAAAUGGCACAACAAAUUUGGCAAGCAGCCACAAUUAAGCUAAAUCCAAAUCCAAAUGGUGCGCCAUACGAUGCGACUAUGAUGUCAACAGAAAGAAUGAUAUUUCAUAAUAAAAAAGUUCAAGCUGCACUUGCUAAUAAAGUUCCAGGUGAGUUGGUAACUGGUCAUAAAAAAGACGUAGUCAUUUCUGUUGCGCUAUUAACUCAUCCAAAGAAUGUAGCUAUUGUGGGAUGGUGGUACCCAUCGGGACAAAUGAUUCAACCAUUAAAUGCAGUAUCACAUGAUCGUUAUUAUAAAGACUAUAGUCACGGCAUACGACUAAUUAAUCGUAUGGUAACAAUAAAUGGACAAGGGUACGAUAUAUAUGAUGUAUUACGCAAUAAAACACUUGCAACUUUAAUAAGUGAUGAAGGUCCGUUUGAUGCCACCAAAAUGUACACAUAA
Messenger RNA from Didymodactylos carnosus, 3009 nucleotides. Lineage: Eukaryota; Metazoa; Rotifera; Eurotatoria; Philodinida; Philodinidae. The record is from the annotation of a GenBank genome assembly.